Branchiostoma belcheri (Belcher's lancelet) is the source of this 2326-nucleotide messenger RNA. Its product is annotated as leucine-rich repeat-containing protein 15-like. The record is from RefSeq and is a predicted model, not a curated record. Gene Ontology annotation, molecular function: protein binding. The transcript has 2 exons. Gene Ontology annotation, cellular component: extracellular matrix. Bases 128 to 2320 code for a protein of 730 amino acids. Lineage: Eukaryota; Metazoa; Chordata; Leptocardii; Amphioxiformes; Branchiostomatidae.
AGGCCUUAAAACACCUUUGUUUUAUUUUUGCAGACAUCAUUUCUUUGUCUUGGGCCAAGUCGUUUCUUCAGGGACUGGAGCAGGAUCUCUGUAUAGGACUGGAGCAGGAUCUCUGCAACACUUCAGUAUGUCCAGCAAAGGAAGGAGGAUGCUGGUUCUUCUACUGAUCAUCGUGAUGAGGAAAACUGGCCCGACCGCAGCCUGCAGCAGCAGCUGUUCAUCAAAGUGUGACUGCAGCAACAGCGGCCUCAGCAGUGUUCCUCAGGACCUGCCUACAACCAUCACAAAACUUGACUUGGAAGGCAAUGCCAUCACAGCCUUAAGUCAGUCUGAUUUCUCAAGGUAUAGGAGCUUAACAACAUUAGAACUUCAAGCCAAUCAGAUCUCCAUGAUCCAUAACAAAACAUUCCACAACUUAACCAGCCUAACUCACCUGAACCUUGGUGAUAACCAUUUGACCAAUCUAACAACUGACAUGUUUGCUGGACUUAGUAACCUAUGGUACUUAACCCUUCACAAUAACCAGUUAACAAGUCUACCAGCUGGCAUAUUUGCUGGACUUGGUAACUUGAGGGAGGUGUGGCUUCAACAUAACCAGUUAACUAAUCUGCCAACUGACAUAUUUGCUGGACUAGCUAAUCUGAAAGACUUGCAGCUUACCAGUAACAAGUUAACUAAUCUGCCAACUGACAUAUUUGCUGGACUUGGUAUCCUGAGACUAUUGUGGCUCUCCGAUAACAAGUUAACUAGCCUGCCAAAUGACAUAUUUGCUGGACUAGCUAAUCUAAAAGACUUGCGACUUUCCAGUAACAAGUUAACUAGUCUGCCAGAUGACAUAUUUGUGGGACUUGGCAACUUAGAGAAGCUUUACCUUAAUGGGAAUGACAUCCACAAUAUUGAGGCAGGCACCUUCAGUGACACAACACAGCUACGUGAUCUAAAUCUUGGGUACAACAAAAUUGGCACCAUCACAGCCAACACAUUAGAGAAUCUGCUUCAGCUUCAAAUACUGAGUCUUUAUCAUACUAACAUCAACACUUUCCCUGUAGAGGCCUUAUCAAACUUGAAUAUUUCAGUGCUGUCAGAGCUUUCAUUAAACAAUAACCAAUUAGAGACAUUACCCCCCAUGGCAUAUGACAUACUGGCUUCCAUUUCAAAUGUACGCAUUGACAACAACCCCUGGCAGUGUGAUUGUAUGAUGGCUCCCUUUAGGCAGAGGAUGAACGGGUCUAAACCAUUCGAAAACCAGAUCAGAUGUGCUGGACCUGCAAACUUGAUAGGCCAAUAUUUACAGGAUGUAAAUCCUGAAGACCUGAUCUGUGAAGACAUGACACCAGUCUACUCCACUUCCAGCACAAAACACAUUGUUGACUCUACUCUUACUCUAAGCUUGUCUUCAUUCAUCAGCUCUUCUCCUUUCCAUCAGUCAGUUAAGUCAACAACUAAGGCACCAACAUUGUCCCCAACACAGAGCAACACCCCCACUGCUGACUCUAACCAUGGCUGGUCUACAGUCAGUUCUUCUCCUCCAUUUGAUCCUUUAGCAAAGUCAACAUCAAAGGCACUGACAAAGAGCAACACUCCCACUGCUGACUCUAACCCAGGCCCGUCUACAGUCAGUUCUGACUCUCCUUUUGGUUUUCAGUCCACAAUGACAGAGAGCAACCCUGGCCCUACUGGUGGUGGCAUUGUCCUGUCUGUGCCCUUGCUUGCUGCUUUGGGAGUUAUUUUUGGACUCCUCCUUAUCUGUACUAGUACCUUUACAAUACUGUACCUGUUUAAGAGGAGGCAAAGGGAUCUUAGUAACACAAACCCCACAGGCACAUCCAGUCGCCAUGACCAGAUAAGGCAGCAUGGAUUUACAACAAAUGCAGGCAUAAACAGUCAAUCUGAAACACCACAUCCUGAUACAGAAGACAGCCAGCAUAUCUAUAACCUCCCAACAGAUGAGGACCCUGAUACAGUAGAGUACAACACCAUAGGUGAGGUCAAUCAGUCAGAAAGUCCACACAGAGGUGCAGGCAACAGGCAGAGUCUUGACAGCUUUAACGAUGGUUAUGAGGUUCCAUCUCCCUCCCUGUGUUCUGGAGAAGGUCCACAGUCCCACAAAUAUGUGAACAGCUGUGUGACAGCAGCUGCUAAAGAUGCUGAAGCUGGUCCGCAGGUUGUCAUAUAUGAGAAUGAGGAUGAGUCAGUUGAUAACCAAUCACAGACAGCAGCUGCCCCUGGUGCUGACAGCCCUAACCACUAUGAACCCCUGAGGGACCCCAGCAGUCAGCAGCAGCAUACAUACACAUCCCUGCUGCCUAAUGGCAAUUAGAUGAUU